This is a messenger RNA of Benincasa hispida (wax gourd), 639 nucleotides long. RefSeq lists its product as uncharacterized. The record is from RefSeq and is a predicted model, not a curated record. Gene Ontology annotation, molecular function: nucleic acid binding. NCBI's taxonomy places the organism in Eukaryota, Viridiplantae, Streptophyta, Magnoliopsida, Cucurbitales, Cucurbitaceae.
AUGGCAGCAUUAUCAAUCGAUCAAAUAGGAGGAUUACUAGCUUCAUUUGAAGUACGUCCUACUCUCGUAGAAGAUGUUCUACGUGAACAAUUAAAGGAUUCUGAUCUUCAAAAGUUAGCUGAAGAAGCAGGUAAAGGAUUGAGGAUGGACUAUCAAUUAAGAGCGGACAAAGUGCUAAUAAAAAAGGGUAGGAUAUAUGUACCCAAGGACUUAGCACUUAAACAAGCCAUUCUAGAGGAGGCACAUAGUUCAGCCUAUGUUAGGCAUCCGGGAAAUACGAAGAUGUACAGGACAUUAAAGAAAUCGUACUGGUGGCCUGACCAAUUAGCUAAGUUGUAUGUGGAUCGAAUUGUGAGUCAGUUUGGAGCUCCAGUUUCAAUUACGGAUGGUCAGUCUAAACGGACAAUUCAUACAUUAGAAGACAUGCUGAGAGCAUGUAUAUUGCAAUUUAAGGGCAGUUGGGAUACGCAUCUGUCGUUAAUCGAAUUUACGUCUAACAACAGUUACCAUUUGAGUAUCGGAAUAGCACCGUAUGAGGCACUGUACGGAAGACCAUGUAGGACUCUGAUAUGUUGGGAUGAAGUCGGUGAAAGGAAAUUACUAGGUCCAAAACUUGUGCAACAGACAGACAUCAGAUAA